AAACUUCAAACAUAGUGACAAAAAAUUCCAUGGUAGCGCCUGCGGAUUCCAAUUCCAAUUCCAACCUGCUAAUUUGCAAGAACGUUCCACAAUCUUCAAGACCCCUACUGUCCUACACGCCAAAACCUAACUCCAUCUGCGGACACUUGUAUGUCACCCAUCAAAUUACCCAGCGGAGUUUCGGUGCCUCCAAGGCACUUUGUCCUACAAGUAAAGUUGUUUAGAUUCCUCUAUUCAAUCUGACCCCAAGUGCCCUCUUCACCAACUGAUCACUGCUCUCCUCUCUAUAAAUUCUAUCACGCACUCGUUGCUCUUCAAUUCCUGCAUAACCACGAAGUUUAAUUCCUCACGAAACAUGGGUCUCAUCCUCUUUCUUGCCUUCUCAUUCCUCCUUCAAGGAGCACUUGGUGGGAUUAUAUGUGAGGAGUUGCCUGCUGAGCUCUGCUCAUUUUCCGUGUCAAAUGCUGGCAAGCGAUGCUUGUUAGAGACCUAUGCAAAGAGUGAUAGAAUGGCGGUGUAUCAAUGCAAGACAUCUGAUGUGUCUGUUGGUGUCAUUCAUGAUCUGAUUGAAACUGAUGAAUGCAUCAGCGCUUGUGGGGUUGAAAGGAAGGCUAUUGGCAUGUCAUCAGACUCUCUUCUUCAGCCUCAAUUCAUUGCCAAGCUCUGCUCCCCACAAUGCUAUCAAGCUUGCCCCAAUAUUGUUGACCUUUACUUCAACCUGGCCCUCGGAGAAGGAGUGCAUUUGCCUACUUUGUGUGAGGCACAAAGAGCAAAUCCAAGGCGUGGCAUGUUCCAGAUUCAGAGCUCUAGUGCAGUUGCAGGUCCUGUUACUUCUCCAGGUCCCAUUUCAGCUCACACAGACAUCUCUCCUGCCCUUGCUCCAAUUCCAGCUUGAUGAAAUUCCACUUACCCGGUCUAAUUUAUCCAUUGGGUUUCUGUUUUAAGUUAAACUGGGAGCUCUCACUCACCAUCGUAUUAUAUGUAAUAAUCACUUUGAAAUUUAUAUAUCAGCAUAUUAUUC
Mangifera indica (mango) is the source of this 1021-nucleotide messenger RNA. RefSeq lists its product as uncharacterized. NCBI's taxonomy places the organism in Eukaryota, Viridiplantae, Streptophyta, Magnoliopsida, Sapindales, Anacardiaceae. The record is from RefSeq and is a predicted model, not a curated record. Bases 356 to 895 code for a protein of 179 amino acids. The transcript has 3 exons.